AUGGCAAUUGAGCUAGGACUAUCAAGAAUUUCGAAAUUACUCCAACACCUUGGGAAUCCUCAGAACAAGAUAAACGUACUGCGUAUCGCUGGGACGAACGGAAAAGGUUCGGUGUGUUCUUUGUUGCAGUCAGUCCUUCAAACAAAUGCAAACUACCAGGUAGGCAAAUUCACAUCUCCUCACUUAGUGCAUAUUACAGAUUGUAUCACUGUCAAUGGAAAAUCUAUAACAGUCAAGGACUACAACGGAAUCAGAAGUCGUCUUCAAGAGGUAAACGAAACGCAUAAGCUUGGCUGUACCGAGUUUGAAGUUUUGACUUGUACGGCUUUUGAAUAUUUCCAAAUCAAAAAGUGCAAUUGGUGGGUCCUAGAAGUUGGUCUUGGGGGCCGCUUGGACGCCACAAAUUGUUCUUUGGGUGCUAAUAAAAUUUGUGGAAUUACCAAGAUUGGCAUGGACCACCAAGGUUUUUUGGGAAAUACGCUGGAGCAGAUAGGUACCGAAAAAGCUGGAAUUAUUGUUCCAGGCGUCCAAUUUGUGGCCGUUGAUGGUACAAAUGAUCCUAAAGUGCUGGAUGUCAUCAAGAAGCGGACGGACAUCGUGCAUGCAACAUCAUCUUUGACUAACUCAAUAGUAUCCGAUAAUGUUAUAAAAACUAAAUCGUGGGGCAACAUAGAUCGAGAUAUUGUUCCUUUGAAUGGAGACUAUCAGAUGUCAAACAUUGCGGUGGCUCUCUCGUUGCUAGACUAUCUUCAGGGCGAGAGAAAAGCCUCGAUUUCCCUCCAACAACUCAAAGACGGUCUACAAAAUGUACGGUGGCCAGGAAGAUUACAAAACGUACUAUACUACACAGAGGGCAAGCAUGAACCUUUGAAGUUAUUGAUAGAUGGCGCACAUAAUGGUGAUGCUGCCAUAGCCCUGUCGAGGUACAUUGAUCAACAUGUUCGAGAUGAUGAUAAUCCCAUAACUUUUGUGAUUGCAGUAACUCAGGGUAAAACGUUAGAACCUCUGCUUUCACCUUUGAUUAAACCACAAGACCGGGUCAUUGUUACAAGGUUUGGACCGGUGGAAGGAAUGCCGUGGAUUACAGCCAUGACUACGUCCGAUUUGAUUUCGCAUGUUUCCAAGUAUACUAAAAACGUCUCUUCUCAACCCAGCGUUCAAAAGGCGAUCGAUCAAGCCUCUGAGAGUUGCUCAAACCCCACAGUAUUGUGCGGUUCCUUGUACCUCUGCGGUGAACUUCUCCGUACCAAAAACGUUAAUUCAUAA
Messenger RNA from Lachancea nothofagi CBS 11611, 1266 nucleotides. Lineage: Eukaryota; Fungi; Ascomycota; Saccharomycetes; Saccharomycetales; Saccharomycetaceae. The record is from the annotation of a GenBank genome assembly.